CACCCAGUUGAUUCGUUACGGAGCCAAGCGACACUCUAUAGGUCUUCCUCCCUCCUCCAACACGUUCCUAUUCCUUCCUUCUUCUUCGGCACACGCACUAUCGCUCUCUCUUCGUUUUAAUUGGUUGCGGACAUCCGUAGUCCACCGCUUAUGGAUUACUACCAUUUUACGGUGUGCUGAAAGCCUUUAACUCGGCUAUACAACCAAUCUUUUCGAUCCGGCUCUGCUUCGACCGGUGUUCUUCUUCGACUGAUCAAUACAUUUUAGUAUCACGGGCAUCGCCAGCCUCGCCACCGGCAGCUCGGCGUAGAGUCACGCAAAGCAUCGUAUAGCUACCUACAUAGUAGCCUAUAUAUAGCAAACCCAUCUUCCUCUAGAAGGGGAAUUUACUUCCGGUAGGAGCAACUGCCGCCAGCGCCCCACUUGGAUCUACCUACCUCCUGCAGCAUUAGUCGGCAACCUGAAUUUUUUCCCAUGGCGCAGAUCGUCGCUCUAGUCAUUUCAAGCUUGAUUGGUUGUGGGAUCCUAGUCGAUGCGAUGGAGUUAUCCGAUAUUCUGCCUGAUCGAUUCAAUUACGAUAAAAUGCGCCCACCUAGACUGGAAGGUCAGCCGGCCAAGGUGUUCAAUCACUUGACAGUCAUGGGUCUUGAUUCCAUUAACGAGAACUCAAUGACUUACAUGGCUGAUGUCUUUUACGUCCAGUCGUGGCGGGAUCACCGUCUCAGCCUUCCGGAAAAUAUGACGUCCGAAUACAGAUUAUUGGACGUUGAAUGGUUGAAGAGCAUUUGGCGCCCAGACUCGUAUUUCAAGAAUGCCAAACAAGUCACAUUCCAGACAAUGACCAUUCCGAACCACUAUCUAUGGCUCUACAAGGACAAAAAAAUCCUCUAUGUCGUCAAACUCACCUUGACUCUGUCGUGCUCCAUGAAUUUCGCCCUCUACCCACACGACUCUCAAGAGUGCAAGAUUCAGAUUGAAAGCUUAUCUCACACUACUGACGACCUGGUUUUCGAGUGGGAAGAAGACGUGCCUCUUGAUGUUUGGAAGAACAUUGAAUUGCCGCAGCUGCAGUUGGAAGGAAACUACACAAACGAUUGCACACAAGUUUAUGCUACAGGAAACUUUACUUGUCUGGAGGUGGUUUUCGUGCUGAAACGACGACUGGGUUACUACAUGUUCCACACCUACAUCCCGACUUGCUUGAUUGUUGUCAUGUCUUGGGUAUCGUUUUGGAUUAAACCUGAAGUAGCUCCUGCUCGAGUCACAUUGGGCGUCACGUCACUGUUGACUCUGUCAACGCAACAUGCAAAAUCUCAAGCAGCAUUACCACCCGUCUCCUAUCUCAAGGCGGUAGACGCUUUUAUGUCAACAUGCACAAUAUUCGUGUUCAUGGCGUUGAUGGAGUAUUGUCUGGUGAACAUCAUCUUGGGCGAUUCAGACACACCGAAGACUGCAAAUGAGCCUCCUAAGCCAGAAAAAGUUUUUGACCUGGCUGCAAAGGAAAACGCUCGCAUGUUGAUGGGGCAACCACCAAGGCCGCCAGGACCAACGCCAGCUCAGCGCGCGCGAAUAAGGGCUAUUCAAGUCGACCGAUUUUCUCGAUUCUUUUUCCCAUUUCUGUUUACUGUGCUAAAUGGGUCUUAUUGGGUCGUUUUCGCUUCCUAUCUUUAAAUUAUAUUCGUAAAAGAAAUGUCAUUGGAGCCGAGUAGCUUUAAUGCCGUAAGUAUAUAUAACCUUUAUUUGUUCAGGUUUAUAUUCGUUCACUAGUUGUAUUUUUCAUGAAGUUGAUUCUCCGAUAUAAUUAACCUACUGAAUUUUGUAACAUGUUGGUCCACUAUCCAAUUCAGCCUUUCAAAAUCUUCAGUUUUUUCCCAAUUUUUGAAGCUCCAAGAAGAAAAAAAAACGUUGUCGAUAUUACAUUAUUACCAACCGCAGGACAGUUUAUGUCGGAACUUAGUAAUAAGUCACGUAUUGUAUUUUACCGAAUCGUAAGACUAAUAUUAGACCUCCUGUUUGUCAUCUUCGCUUAACUCAUCGUAAAAAAAAUAAUUAAUAUGAAAUUUGCUUUAGUUUUUCUUUAAAUGAUUUCAGCUGAUUGGUUGGUUCACUUAUUAUCUACGAUUAUCUUCUAACUACUAUUGGUAUUGAUAUAGCAGAGGGGGAAGCAGACUCAUGUAACUGAAUGUCCUUUUUUGUGCUAAAAUAUCUUCUUCCAUUAUGUUCGACAGCCCAUCGAAAGAUCAAGCUGAUAUAGCUACGAAAUCUGAAUGAACCCUUUCUUACAAAUUUUUUCUUCACAAAUUUCACUUCAAAACGUUCUUCAUACACUCAAAGUAGGCCUAUCUAGUAGAUUUAACGUUUGUA
Molecule: messenger RNA, 2364 nt
Organism: Daphnia pulicaria
Lineage: Eukaryota; Metazoa; Arthropoda; Branchiopoda; Diplostraca; Daphniidae
Product: glycine receptor subunit alpha-2-like
Exons: 11
Coding region: 475-1671 (398 amino acids)
Biological process (GO): signal transduction; regulation of membrane potential; nervous system process
Cellular component (GO): synapse; membrane; neuron projection
Molecular function (GO): neurotransmitter receptor activity; transmembrane signaling receptor activity; extracellular ligand-gated monoatomic ion channel activity
Source: RefSeq, a predicted model, not a curated record